AUGCGUGGUGCGGUGCUGGUGCUGGUGCUGGUGCAGAUGGUGCCGGCGACCGCCGUGUGCCCGGCGCAGUGUCUCUGUAACCACACGGCGCUCACCGUCUCCUGCGAGAGCGGCCGUCUUGAGCACUUCCCCAUCCAGCUGAACCCGCGCGUCCAGCGACUGGAUCUGGCCGGCAACCGGAUCACACGCCUGCAUGGCUCGAUCGACUACUACACGGGCCUGGUCUCCCUCAACCUGAGCAGCAACGCCGUGGAGCGGCUGGACGCGCUGACGUUCGAGCACCAGCGGCUGCUGCAGGAUCUGGAUCUGGCCAGCAACCGUCUGGAGUUGGUGGCGCGCGGCAGCCUGGCCGGCCUGCGGCGGCUGCGGCGGCUCUCCCUGGCUGACAACCGGCUGGUCCGCCUCGACGACGGCGCGCUCGGCGAGGCGCACCACUUGCAGCGGCUCGACCUCUCCGGAAACCGACUGCGCGCGCUGGGCGGCGCACUGUCCGGCCUGGCGCGGCUGCAGGCGCUCUCAAUCGGCAGCAACCGUCUGGCGCGGGUCCGAGCGGUGGAGCUGCGUGCACUGACCGACCUCCGGGAGCUGGGCCUCUGCCACAACGGCCUGCAGACGCUGCAGGGCGCCGAGCAGCUGCCAGAGCUGCGGUGGCUUGACCUGUCCGGCAACCGGCUCACAACUCUCCCCGACCUGUCGGCGCUCACCAAGCUGAGCCACCUCGACGUGAGCGCCAACCGUCUGAGCAGGCUGGCGGCCGCCGCACCGAGCACACUCCGCUGGCUUGACCUCAGCGCUAACCGGCUGAGCCGGCUGCGGGCCGCCGACCUGGCCGGGCUGCCGCACCUGCGCCAACUGCGGCUCUGCGACUCGGCUCAGCUGCGGGAGGUGGCCGCCGACGCACUGUCCGGCUGCCCGCAGCUGCACACGCUGCAGCUGUGCAACAACUCUCGGCUGGCGCGGCUGCCCGACCGGCUGCUGGUGGCCACACUGCGCCGCGUCAGUGUGCGUGACUGCCGCCUGUCGGCACUGCCGGCGCCGGCGGCCGCAGCCAACCUCAGCUGGCUGGACGCGCGCGGUAACCAGCUGUCGUGCAACUGCUCGCUGCGCUGGCUGCAGGAGGCUGUGGCGGCCGGCCGGGCGGCCGACCUGCGGUGCGCCGGGCCCGGCUCGGUGAGUGGCCGGCGCCUGUCGCUGCUGGCCACAGCCGAGCUGUGGUGUCCGCCGCCGCUGGCGCCCCUAGCGUUGUCGCUCGGCCUGCCGCUGUUGGUGCUAGCGCUGCUCGGUGGCGCGUUCUGCGCGCUCUGCCGACGACGGAGGAGUCACAGAACGGCCACGGCCGGCGUCUGUGUGGCCACUCUGGCCCAAUCACACGGCACCAAAGGGGCGGCCGCCGCUGCCGGUGGCGGCCGCGAGUGGCCCCGCUACUGGCCGUGUGAGGUAGGUGCGCCAGCUCAGCACGGCACUGGCAAACUGCACACGGCUGCCAGCGUGUGGGCGCCGCGGCCCGUCAGUGCCGAGCCGAGACUGGUGCUGAGCGCCGACUCGUUCCGCGGCUACUCGUCCGACGAGCAGUACAGUACAUCCAUUUUCAGCUGUGACGAUCAGCCGGCGCUGGCGCUGCGGCCGUGCAGGCCGACCGGGAGGGAGACGCGCAGCGCCCGGCCACCUACCGGCGCCGACCAGCGCCAGCCACCCAGCCAGCCACCGUGA
Molecule: messenger RNA, 1710 nt
Organism: Amphibalanus amphitrite
Lineage: Eukaryota; Metazoa; Arthropoda; Thecostraca; Balanomorpha; Balanidae
Product: chondroadherin-like protein
Exons: 1
Coding region: 1-1710 (569 amino acids)
Molecular function (GO): protein binding
Source: RefSeq, a predicted model, not a curated record